Molecule: messenger RNA, 3564 nt
Organism: Epinephelus fuscoguttatus (brown-marbled grouper)
Lineage: Eukaryota; Metazoa; Chordata; Actinopteri; Perciformes; Serranidae
Product: IKBKB interacting protein
Exons: 3
Coding region: 907-2145 (412 amino acids)
Source: RefSeq, a predicted model, not a curated record
CUUUAAACUUAGAAAUAAUACACCUACUAAAUAUGCUAAAGGGUGUAGUUUGCAUACUAACCCUUUAAAAAACCUGAGCAAAUUGGCUUUUUUUUAAACAUAGGAGGAAGAGUGAGCAAUGAGCGACGAAAGAAGAAAUUAUUAAAAAAAAAAUAAAAAUAAGAAAAUUAGUAAAAAAAAAAAGUUAAAAACAACUAUGUAAUAAUAAUAAAAGUAUUAAUAAUAAAUAUAGAUUAUUAUGUUAUUUAUUAUAAUUAUUACUAUUUUAAUAUAUUACGUAGGAGAUUAAUCAAUUAUCAGAAUUAUUGCUGAUAAUUUUUUGUCAACCGAAUAAUCGAUUAAUUGAUUAACUAAUCCAAAAACGUCAUUAAUCCAUCAUGGCCACUUCCAGGACAAAUCGGGACAAAUGCUGGCAGCCGCCUACGUGGCUGGCUGAGGCGUUUACUGUCCUUCCUGUGCGAUCGGAAUUUUGAGCGUUAAGAUUAGAGCUCAGUUUAACGAUUAAAACAGAUUGGAAAAACGCGAUUAAAAAUUACAGUUUUGCUUUAAACUUAUUGUGUGGCUCGAGAUAAAAGAUAAAAUGUUAAUUUGUGUGUUGUAUUUGUUAUAGAUUUGUGUUUUUUACUGAAAAAUCAUGUUAGUGUUUGUACAUACGAGCUUAAAAUGAGCAUAUGAAGGCGGCAUUUUCCCAAGGAGACGGCUGAGGCAGAAAUCUUGUUUUAACGGUUACACGUUAAAUGUACUCUUUACGUUACUGUAGCAUCCGACAUUAUGAGCUCAUCGGCGAAUGAAGUGUUUUAUUUCACUUAUCCACGUAACAAAUAGUUAGUUAGACUAUAUUUUUAUUGUCAGAGCCUGUUAAAUUCCUUCAAAGUAAAAGUUGCCAACAGUAGCCAGUUAGCUAAGAUGCCUGCUGAGUUAAAACAGAGGAAGAAGUCACAGAAACAAAGUGAUGAAGGGUCCGAAACGUCCGCUUCAAAUGUCAAAGAUGAAACGCAAAAGGUGAAGACAGAAGGUGGAAACAACACAGGAGCGAAUAAAACGUCCUCUGGUUUGGAUAUUAGAGGCUUAAUGUGCUUAUUGUCGCUUGUAGCUUGCGGGGCUCUCAGUUGGAUGGUGCUGCAACAGAACGAGAGGUUUACUGAAAUUGAGGAGAAGUACAGAUCUUUACACGUAAAGACUUCAAGUCUGUUCGACAUGGAGGAAGAAGUCCUGAAGGUUUCCAAAAAGCUUGCCGCCUCUGAGGACGACCUACAGGAGGCGCUCUCCACUGUCUCCUUGGCGACGCGACUCCAGCAGGAGAUCUCCACCCUCCACAGUGCCGUGAUGGGGAUGCAAGCUGAUGAGAACUCUGCCUCCCGUGACCUGCAGGCAGUUAACGGCCACUUCCUCAACGUGACGGAGACGUGGCAGGAGCGUCUAGCUGCCAUCAACUCCGACCUGUCUGCCCUGAAGGCUGAGUCACGGGAAGCUCACGCCACAGCCACAGAGCGGGUUAACGAGGCUGAGCAGAGGGCCCGGGCGCUGACGGAGAAGCUGGAGGAGCUCGAGGCCAGCACAAAGAGGAAUGCCCGAGCUAUGGAGCGCACAGAGGAAGACGAUACCAAACGGGCGCAGGAUCAUCUGGACUGGAACACCAAGCAGAUCCAAACCCUGGAGCAGCAGGUCAGCACCCUGAGCAAAAGAGAGGCGGAGCUCAGCUCUCAGCUCCAGGAGCACAUUCCCCGAGCGCUUGAGUGUGAAGAGCACCUGCCCCAGGUGGAGGAGGCGGUGCGCUCCAUCCUGAAGCUGGCGGGUGAUCUGAAUGGGGCAGAGAAGCGUCUGGAAGAGGUGACGCUGCAGGUGUUUGGGACUGAAGACAGCAUGCUGAAAGCACUCAGUGAAAUCCUUGAGAUCAGGCAGGAGCUGGACACCCUGCAGGCUCAAAACAGCAUCCUGAAGAUGAAGAAUGAGUUGUCCGUGGUUAAAGAGGCGGUCCGUGAACUCACCAUGGUGCUUAGGGGAGACACUGUCGACAGCCAAAAGGACUCUGAUGCUGUGGAGGAAGAGGAAUGGAAAUACGAUGAGAUGGAGGAGGAUGAGGAGUGGGAAAAAGACGACAUAGAUGAGACAACUCAAACUCCACUCGAUGACCUCACUGAAUGAUGUCAUUGUUUUGAGUCAACGAGGGAGAAGGAGUGGCCCUGUCAGACUAUUGCUGUAAAAGGCUGUCAUAGUUCAGUUAUGUUUCUCAAAACGUGCACCUCAUUUUAGAGCUACAGCUGGUAACUUGUCCCUUGCCGACACUGUCACUAGAUUCUGAAAGAAGUACAUGAGACAGUGUGAAAUAAAUCAUGGUCUUCCUCCCCUCCUACUGCCUCUAACUCGCUAGAAUCAGCAGCAUGGUCAGCAACAACCAAUCAGAACUGAGGAGUCUCUAACACAGCUGUCAAUCAUGUCAAUCACUCUUUCUGUGGUGGUCAUGAGAACAAGUUAACAGUUGGUAAACAAUGGAGGAGAAACUGGUGGUAGCAGUCGCUGGAUACCCAGAGCUAUACGGCCCGUCGAUAGACAGCAGGUUAUCAAACUGCCCCCUGAGUCGUCCUAAAAUAUGCCUGGAAACAGCCAUCAUGGAGGCGAAGCUCCUAGACCAACUGGUGGUACUCCCUGUGAUCCACCCUCUUCUCUUCUCUGAUUGGUUGUUUUAGCUGAGCUGCGGUAGAUUCUAGCAAAUGCCAGAAGGAAGAGGAACAUCAUUUUUUCACAGAUUAUCUGUCUAAUGUACUUCUGUCAGGAUACAGUGACAGUUUUAGCAAAUGUUUACAAAGAAAUUUCAGAAAAUUGGUGACUAUCAAUACAUAAACUCUGGUACACAUGCACUGUAUUACACAAGUAGAAUCAAGAAUAUUUAUUGUAAUAUUUGUUUAUUGUGGAGUGACGUGCCCCAUUACUCUGAUACAGUUAUAUAACAAUAUAUGUAACUACAUUAGAACUGAAAUGAUGAGUUGAUUAAUCAAUCAUUAUCAUUACAUUAUCUGGUCCUAGCUUCUGAAUUUUGAAAUAUUUUCAGCAGGUAACUGAAUAUUUUUAGGUGUUUGACUAUUUGUGGAAAAACAAGCAACAGGAAAAUAUGAUGGACAUUUCAUCAAAAUUCGUUGCAUUUUCUUGAGACAAAAUUAGUCAUUGAUGUAUCAAGAAAAUAAUAGAGACCAAAAAUAAUCAUUAGACACAGCCCCAAACUUCAUCUCUGUCAGUGUUAUCUUACAUUUGGUACAGGAAUAACUUCUGUAAAUGUGGAAGAAAUCUUAAUAUUAAUGAUGACUGUUACAUUUUCAUCUUUUGGUUUCACCUGUUGGAAGCAUGGCAGUCAUUUCAUCACUGAAUGUAGUUAAUAAAAUCACAGUUUUUAUUGAAAAUGUUGCAUUUGUGCAGAUUUGUUUUUUGCUCCUAUUUGAUCCUCUUGUGUAUAGAGGCACCAGUUUCCCUCAUGUGUUUCCUAUAGACGGAAAUAUGAUUAACCAACACCUCCUGAACACACAAGCAUCUUAACACACAAGCAUAUAGUUGUUGUAUGUAUCGAUCCAU